Messenger RNA from Chrysoperla carnea, 891 nucleotides. Its product is annotated as gastrula zinc finger protein XlCGF8.2DB-like. NCBI's taxonomy places the organism in Eukaryota, Metazoa, Arthropoda, Insecta, Neuroptera, Chrysopidae. Gene Ontology annotation, molecular function: DNA-binding transcription factor activity, RNA polymerase II-specific; RNA polymerase II cis-regulatory region sequence-specific DNA binding. Gene Ontology annotation, biological process: regulation of DNA-templated transcription. The record is from RefSeq and is a predicted model, not a curated record. The coding region runs from base 7 to 891 and encodes 294 amino acids. The transcript has 2 exons.
GUUACAAUGGAAGUUGAACGAAUUAAUAAUGAAAAAAAACCAGAAGACAGCAACGAUAGUGAUAGUGUUCUAAGUGUAAAACAUGAACCUGUUCAUGAUACUGAUAAACAAAUGUACACAAUUAAUUAUGAAAAUAUUAAAGUUAAAACAGAAUUACAUACAGAAUUAAAUAUUAAAAGUGAAAUCUCUGAUGAAGCUAUUUUAGUAGACAAAUCAUUUUCAUGUGAUAUUUGUAAUAAAACAUUUAAUCAGAAAAAAUAUUUAGAUCAGCAUAAACGAACUCACAGUGGAAAAAAACCAUUUUCAUGUGAUAUUUGUAAUAAAACAUUUACUCAACAACAUAAUUUAGUUUCACAUAAACGAAUUCAUAGUGGAGAAAAGCCAUUUGUUUGUGAUAUUUGUAAUAAAACAUUUACUCACCCAGCUAAUUUAGUUGCACAUAAACGACUUCAUAGUGGAGAAAAACCAUUUGUUUGUGAUAUUUGUAAUAAAACAUUUAGUCGACAAUACACUUUAGUUCGGCAUAAAAUAAUGCAUACCGGUGAAAAACCCCUUUCAUGUGAUAUUUGUAAUAAACGAUUUAAUCACCAGUACACCUUGGUUCAACAUAAACGAAUUCAUAGUGGAGAAAAACCAUUUGUUUGUGAUAUUUGUAAUAAAACAUUUAGUCAACAAUACACUUUAUACACCUUGGUUCAACAUAAACGAAUUCAUAGUGGAGAAAAGCCAUUUGUUUGUGAUAUUUGUAAUAAAACAUUUACUCACCUAGCUACUUUAGUUUCACAUAAACGAAUUCAUAGUGGAGAAAAACCAUUUUCAUGUGAUAUGUGUAAUAUAUCAUUUGCUUAUAAACAUAAUUUAGUUAGACAUACACGUAUUCAUAGUCAUUAA